GCUCUGCACAUCCUUGCGUUGUCCGCUGGGCCCUUCAUCCCAUCCUACGAGACCUUGUGCGUCCGUGUGAGCGAAGUUUGGGUGCUGCCUCGCACGGUGCUGAUGACAUCUCUAGGCCACUAUCCCGCCAUGAAGCGCAUCCUCUCGCUGUUGACCGCAAUGCCGGUGGCGAAGCUUACCGGGCAGUCAGAAACGCAGGACGACGACACGACGGUUCCAACAACUGCCGAGCCAUCCCCGAUGACAUCACCGCGCGCCAACCAGGGCCUUCGUGGCCUCCUAGGUAGCAAGGCCAGACUGAAAGCGUUGGAAGAAGAUCCGAAUUCCCCGAUCGACUUGGCCUCCAAGCUGCACAGAAGAAGUGAGGCGAAGAGAUAA
Messenger RNA from Symbiodinium necroappetens, 378 nucleotides. Lineage: Eukaryota; Dinophyceae; Suessiales; Symbiodiniaceae. The record is from the annotation of a GenBank genome assembly.